UUAGCUUCCAGAGAAUGGAGAAAAGAAUCACAGUCAAGACCGCAGAGUUCUAUAAGGAUAAAAGUAGUUGGUGAGCACAUGAAAGAUGUAAAAGCAGUUAAAAAAGCAAUUGAAGACUUUAUCUCUAAGAGUGAUUGGCAACAGCCAAAUGUUGCUGAACAGGUUAAAGUUCAAGAAGAAAUAGAACAUUCAUCAAAGGAACAGACAGAAAUUGUCAACAAAACCAAAUCUUUUGGCCAAACCCAAUCUGUCAGCCAGACAGGAAAUGUUGGCCAAACCAAAGCUGUCAGCCAGACAGGAAAUGUUGGCCAAACCAAAGCUGUCUACCAGGCAGAAGCUGUUAGCCAAACUAACAUAAAUAGCAUUACAGGAGCUGUCCAACAGAAUGGAGCAAUAACAGAACAUGAGGGAACAGAAAAACAGCAAGAAAAUAUGGAAAGUUCUGAAGUAUCUGCUGAGCUUAAUCAAGGUAUUGUAGAUCACCUGUUAAAAGAGUCUUCCAGAAAAUUUUAUCACACCUGGAAAACUCAAGUUGAAGAUGUUUAUAGUGUAAAGAUAACAGAAAACAGAGAAGAUGGUAAAUUACAGAUGAAUGUUUCAGGCUCAUUUGAAAGCAUAUUAAGAUUUGAGGAAUAUUUAGAGGAGAAUUUUCCAAACCUUCCCAAGAAAAGUCUAUCUGAAGAAAUGGAAUAUAAUGAAUCAAACUUCAUGAUUCCUGAUGGAGAGGUUGGUGUGCAAAUUCCAAUCACCAAAGAUGAAAAGACUAAAUUAAUGAUGUUUUAUGCUGAAGAAAUUAAACAUCUUACAGACAAGGGUUUUCUGUCUCAGCUAUUAACAUCAUCUGAGAACACAAUUACUCUGAUAUGCAGAAAAGACAAAGAAGCCUAUGUGAAAGAUGAGUUUAACUCCUUAAAAGAAAAGGUUAGUCAACUACAAGUCAGGAAAAUGCAGUUUGCAUCUCCUGAAGUGAUGAAAAAAGCUGAAACAUUGUGUUUGAAUAAGCAGACAGGUUCUUCUUUAAGAUACACAAAGGAUGAAAAGGAUAUGCAAAUUGAAAUCAUGGGUCUUGAUCCAAAAGCUUUGGAUGAUUUAGUGAAAAAUGUAAAAUGGGUUGUAGCAAAAGUAUAUGAAGAUAGUGACAAAAAGUUUUAUAUAUAUGGUAAUGUAUCUGUGUACAUUUACCAAAGUGAUAUUCUCAAAACAGAUGUUGAUUGUAUUGUUAGUUCUGGAGGUAAAGUUGCUGAAUGUAUUUCUAAGGUUGCGGGGAAGACUUAUGUAGGGCAGGCAGAAAAAUGGUUAAAAAGUUGUAAGCUAUCAUUAUCUAAGUGCUACUCAACUGGGUCAGGCAAUUUGAAGAGAAUCAAGAAAGUGAUUCAUGUUAAUUGCUCUUUUUCUGCUGGAGAUUGUCCAGACUUUCAAGGGUUACAUCUUAUACAAGAAUCAGUUGAAAACUGCCUUCUAGAAGCUGAUAAACAGGGAAUGAAGUCUGUGGCAUUUCCAUUCAUAUGUUCAGCCGGAUCUGGAUAUGAACUUGAUGAAUGUGCCCAGCAGUACAUUAGAGCAAUAAUAGUUUCUAGCCAGAAGUUGAAGAGUGUGAUGGAAGUCCAUUUUGUGGAUAAAGUCACAGUUGGAGAAGUAUGCAAAGUAUUUAAUGGCUUCUUUAAUAUGCUCAAAGAUAAUGAUAACUAUCUUUUAGCAUUUGGAAAAAACAACAAAUGUACAUUGGUGAACACAGCUAUUAAAUUAUGCAGCGGAGAUAUCCAGCUUUCUUUAUCUCAUGGCAUUGCGAUUUUUGUGGACAAGCAUGCGCAGCUACCUGGAAACAAUAGAUUACUACAGAACUUACAGGAAAUGGAAAAAACUGAUUUUCAAAAGAUGAUGAAGCGAGUAAGAGAAAAUGAUGAAAUAUGUAUUGUCCAAUCAAACUGUAGAAUGAUGUAUGAUGUACUUUUAGCAGCAUGUCCAGAUAUGAAAGAUGAGAAAAGUGAAAAUGAUCUGUAUGAAACAGUUACAAAAAUUCUGAAAAAGGCAUCAGAAAGGGGAUUUAUUAGUUUUGCAAUUGCAUUACCUGAAACAAACAGAGAUGGUAGAAUGACAAGACCUUGGAUUCAGAAAUUUUAUAAAGCACUUGUAGACUUCCUAAAGAAAAAUAAAACAAGUUUGAAGGAUGUAAAGAUUGUUGGUACAUGCGAAGAAAACCUGGAAGCUGUGUCAAAAGCUUUAGAGUUAAACAAAAAUAAAACGGGUACAUAUAGAGGUGAAUCUUAUAAUGAAACCAGGGUGUAAACAAAGAGUUGAAAGAAGAAUAAAUGGGGAGUUGCAACAUUCAAUACAUGCAUUGUAUAUUGGAAUACCCUUAUAUAUGUUUGUACAUGCAUACACUUCUUAAACUUCCUGUGAUUGUUUUCUAUUUUUCUUCUUAAUUGUUUUUCACACAUUUGUUUGGAUGUUUGAAUAUUUUGUCAAAAUUUUAGUAUGUGAAAUCAAAUGAUAUUUUUAGUGAGAUAACUGCUCGAUAAAUAAUUGUUUUUGGACAGAUACAAUUUAUUAAAUAAAUAAAAUAUUCUAACAGUGUUUGAAAGUGAAUAUAAUAAUGAUGUGUUUCACUGCUUUCAGAUUUAUAAACAUAGACAAAUUGUCUUUUGUAUGAAUAUUGCUUAAAAUAUUACCUUGCAAGAUCAUGUUGAUAUUGACAGUUGUUCUUGUCUGUUUCUAAAGUCUUAUUAUGCCCCCCUUUAAAGAAGUUGGGGUAUAUUGUUUGCAUCUGUCUGUCACCAUAAUUUGCUUGGUCCAUCGGUCCUUAGACCAAAUGGUUUCCUAUCAAUAACUAAAGAAUGCUUUGGCCUAGGAACUUCAAACUUGGUAUGAUGAUUGUUCAUGACCAGUAGAUGACCCUAAGUGAUUUUGGGGUCAAGGGGUCAAAGGUCAAGGUCACAUUGACCUUGUAGGUAAAAGCAGUUUCUGAUCAAUAACUUUAGAAAACUUAGGCCUAGGAACUUCAAACUUAGUAUACUGUUCUCCUCUUAGUUCAUGGUACUUAACACUUUAAAACAGUAAAGAACACAAACAAUACACUUACACAACAAAAACUGUCAUAAACUGUAUCAUUUAGUCAUUUUCCUGCUAUAUGACACAAGGAAACAACAAUAUAUUCAAUCAAAAUUAGUUUUAAUUUGUCAGAUGUAAACCGUGUGUCGGCCAUUUUGAAAACAGUGUGUCAUCAUUUACCUCGCGGUAAUGGUGUUUUAUUUAAGUUUUUCAUGUUUCAGUUAAAAUUUCUUUAAGUUAUUUUGCAUAAUUUUGAAUAUUAAAAGUAUUUUUACAUUGUAACUCAAAAUUUAUUUUUUGAACAAACAAGAACAUUUAGAAAAUGAUGAUUGUUUCAGACGUAUGCACAGAUUUAAUGGACUAUUGUUGUUUUUUGCAGAAGUUUGUAAAAUGUUGUUCAGUUUUACGUAAAAAUCUAUAGAUUUAAAUUAUUUUGCACAAAACUUUGUUGUUGAGGUGUUUGAAUAAAAUACUUCUAUUCUGACCAAUUAUAACAAUGGUCACAUGAAAAUAUGCCAUUACCGUGAGAUAAGUGAUGACGCAGAAUUAGUGAUGUUGAGUAUAUGUUGAUUGUUCAUGACCAGUAGAUGACCCCUAUUGAUUUUGGGGUCAAGGGGUCAUAGGUCAAGAUCACAUUGACCUUGUAGGUAAAAAUGGUUUCCGACCAAUAACUCAAGAACUGAAGUUGCUUUGGUUGAUAUUUUUAAUUAAAAUAAAAAUGCUAUUGGUAUACUUAUGUCAAGGUCUUAUGUGUUAUAACAUUGGCUGUCAUUAAGGAUGUCUACAUGAUUAAUAAAAUUUAUGUAUAUAUUAUUUGGUAAGAUGUGUGAUAACUUUGUCAUAAUAUUGCUGCAUACAUCCUUUACGAUUGCAAUUACCUAGCAAUUGACUAUUCAUGACCAAUAGAUUAAUGCCUGUUGAUUUUUUGAUCACUAGGUCAAAAGUCAGUCAUUAUAAUCUGACCACAUGACUGAUUGGGUGCCGAUAGGGUGCAUACAUGUUUUACAAACAUAUCUUGUUUCUAUUAUAACUAUAAACUAUAAGUAUAUAUGCCUUCAUAAGAUAUCUUUUGGCCUUAAUUUAUUUUUAAUAUUGCACAUGUUAUUUUACCACAGCUUUGACAAGUGAUUAAAGUCUUUAGAAAUUUGUCAAAAUUUGCAAUUUCUUCACAAAUAAUGCAGUAUAUGAAAAUUGGUUUGGCAAUAAUUAGUAUAUGUUAUGAAAGUUGUAUGAAACAGAUAAGUAAACUUUUAAGGCAAAACUGAGAAAGUUGCAUGGCUUUAUUUUCCUUUUUGUGAAUAUACAUUAUUUAUUAUUGUUAAUACAUAAUCAGUUUAAUCAGUUUUAUUUUUUUAUGCCCAAUCUUAAAGAUUUUGAAGUAUACUAUGAUGGGGUGGUCUGUAUGUAUGUAGAUGUAUAUAUAUCUUGACUGAAUGCAAUGUGAUUUGUAAAAAAUUGUUAUUCAUUUUGUUUUAUUCUGUAAUUUUUAUUUCUUUUUUUUUAAACAUUAUUUACAUUCCAUGUAGUAAUGAAAGGAUUUUUUGUAUUAUUAUAUGCCCGAAAGAAUUUCGGUCAUAUUAUGUUAUACCCCUUGCGUCCUUCUUAAGUAGCAAUUUGGUUUUCUGAGCAUAACUUAAGUUCCAUUUGGCCAACAAUAUUCAAACUUCAUAGGAUUAUUGUCCAUAUUGGGUAGAAGACCCUCUUGAUUUUAGUGUCAGAUAGUCAAAGGUCAAGGUCACAAUUACCUUAAAACUGAAAACAGGGCCCGCUCAAUAACUUAAGUAUAAAUCAACCUACAGCUGUAAAAUUUUAAAGGAUGAACAACCAUGUCCAAUACAUGACCCCUGUUGAUUUAAGAUCAAAGGUCAGGGUCACACUGAUCUUAACACUGAAAAUUGUGGUUUCCGGAGCAUAGCUUAAGUUCCAUUUGGACCACAGUGUUCAAACUUCAUAAGAUGAUUGUCAAUAUUGAGUAGAAGACCCCUUUAUGUUAUACACAUGGCGCCUUUUGUCCAUCCGUCAUAGCAUUUUUACUUACAAGAUAACAAUUGAUGGUGUAGCUAAAUUGGAAACAGCAACUGUAUAUACAUAUAUGAAGAUUCUUCAGCUAUAAAGGAGGAUUGCUUUUUUGAAGGAGGUGAUACUUUAUUUGAUUCCCAUGUCUUACAAAUGCUUCAUCCUUACUAAAAAAAAAAACUUUGGGGUAUUAUAAUAAUAAAAAUGCUCCGCCUAGCGGUGCUCUUGUUUAAUUUGCUUCAAUCCUUGUAAAGUUUUAACAGGUACCAUGUUUAAAAAGUUAAAUACUGUACAAAUGUGUACAAACAGAUUAUCAUUUGGCUCAUUAAGGCUCUCGUACAAUUAUUUGAAUGACAAAGAAAAAAUUUGUAACUGUAUAAUGAUUUGUUAUGGUAAUGAAGAUUUUUUAAAAUUCUUUUCUUCAUUUCUAUUUAUAUAUUAAAGUUAAAAGCUGGUCCAAUAUAUUAAACCAUAUUUAGUAAACAGGGAUAAUGCUUUGAUAUUUAAUAGAUUUUGCUGAAUGGGAAACUAUCUAAAAAAGUUAUGAAGUGAACCAACAUAGAAAAAUCAUUGAUGUUGCAGACUCUCUUUGAUUUGUGGAAAGUAAAAUAUGUGCCAUUUUAAUUUGUAACAAUUGUACAUAAAAGUGUUUGCUCUUGCUUCGCUUCAUUUGUUCGCUAAUAAGAUCAUUAUACCUCCACACAACAAGGUUGUAACUUGUUGUAAGAGAGGUAUACUGGAAUCAGCUUGGCCUUCCAGGCAUCCGCCAAUUUUUUCCUUUUUCGCCCAAUAACUUAAGAUUUCUUUGACCCACAGUCUUAAUAUUAAUUUGGUAUAUAGAUUGGACAUGAUUAGUAGAUGAGGUCACCAGGUCAAAGGUCAAGGUCACAGGGACCUUGACUAAGAAAGCUUUUCAUAUUUAGUAUUCCCAUUGGUCAUAAUUAGUAGAUACCCCUGUUGUCUUGUCCAGAGCAUAACUCGGUUACUAUAAAUCAGAUUGACUUCAAACUUUGUAUGCAUGCUUCUUUCAAUGACCCAAAGUGCAGUGCACAUGAAUCGAUACUUUGCACUUCUAAAUUUUUGAGUUAUUGCCCUUUGUUAGUAUGUACUUGAAACUUCAUAGGAUGAUAGAUCUCAUGAAGGAGAAGUGCAGUGAACAAGAACUAGAACUCUGCACUUCUUAUUUUUUGAAUUAUUGACAUUUGUUAAUGUUCAUACUUUAUUUUUGUCUGGGCCAUUUCUCAUAAACUAUAAAAGCUAUGUACUUGAAACUUCAUGGGAUGAUAUCUUAUUGAGAUGAAGUGCAAUAUUAAAAAAUUAGUACUCUGUACUUGAUGAUUUUUGAGUUAUUGCCCUUUGUUGUCUUACUUUAUUUUUGUCUGGGCCAUAUCUCCUAAACUAUGAAAGCUAUAGACUUUAAACUUCAUAGGAUGAUAGAUCUUAUUAAGAAGAAGUGCAGUGCACAAGAACUUGUACUCUGCACUUCAUGAUUUUUUAGUUAUUGCCCUUUGUUAAUUUUUAUACUUUAUCUUUGUCCGGGCCAUUUCUCCUAAACUUUAAAAGUAAGUAAGUAAGAAAGUAAGUAAAAUCUUUAUUCGCUGAGGCUACACAUUUGGUUACCCAAUCUUCCAUGUGGGCCUCAAAACAUAAAUACAUGUAUACAUAAAAUAUACAUAAUUUACAUCAUGGUUAUACAGUGAAAUUUUCAAAUAACAAACAUGAAAACACAAAAUGCAUAAUAUAUACAUAAAAGUGGCAUAAAAAACACAAACAAUACUAACAACAAAACAAAAAACAAUGUACAUUCAAACAAAAUACAUAUUCAGACCACAGUUGCAUGUACAUGAUAAUGUGCAUACAUUACUUUACACUAAAUCUAUGCAAGAUCAAGGUACUUAUGUGAAAUUCCAACUGAGAUUGGAAUUUUCCAAUAGUUUCAGAUUUACGAAUGGACAAAAAGGGAUAUUUUUCCAUAGUUUAGGGCCCGAAUAAGUCAUAGAUUUACUUAAAAUUUCAUUUUUUAUGUGUGGCAUAAAUAAAUCUGAAUUUUUUGCUGACCUAAGGUUAUGCUCAUGUCUUUGGUGAAUAAAUUGAAAUUUGUUUUUCAUGUACUGUGGAAAUGAGUCAUUGUUCAAAGAUUUAUACAUAGUGACAGCUUUCUUGUAUUUCAUUCUUUCAUCAAAACCUAUGGACAUGAAACUUUAUAGGAUAAUAGAUCUCUUUGAGAUGAAAUGCAGUGCACAAAAACUGGUAAUCCAUGAUUUUUGAGUUAUUGCUCUUUGUUAAUUUUCAUACUUUAUUUUUGUCCCAUCCAGUUCACCUAAACUGUAAGAGCUAUGGACUUGAAAUUUCAUAGAUCAGAUGAUAGAUCCAAUUGAGAAGAAGUGCAGUUUACAAGAACCAGAACUCUGUACUCCAUGUAAUUGUAAAAGGGGUGUUUAUAAAUUACCUAUAUUUAAGAAGAAAAUGCCUAAGUGACAGCUAUACUGUUCACAAGGUGGCACAUCCGACUCGCGGAGUUCUUGUUAUAACAUGAAAAUACUUUAUCUCUGUCUCUGUACUGUUGUCAUAUUUAUAAUUAUGUAUUAUGUACAGUAAUAACCAAAUGAUUCUUCGGGUUGGAUGUUGUGCUUACCAACUUACUAUUGUAGUGCUGAGCUUUACUGAGCAGUAUUGAGAUUUAUAUGGUGACAUAUUAUUGUUCAUAAAAAAUGUUGUGUAUGACUUUUUUUUUCUAUAAAAAAUAUUGUUUUGCUUAGUAGUUUAUGUUUCUGCUAUUCAUAAAAGCGUUUGCUACUGUGUAUUCAUGAACAUUGUAAAUGGUAUUAAAUGAUUGUUUUGCUGUUUGCAGUAGUCAACAGAUAAAACACCUAACAUUUACAUACUUUAAUUUGUUGUGGAAUCAUUUCCCAAUGUUCUUCAUGAAUCAAAUAUCAAGUGAAUGAUUGGGCAAAAAUAAAUUCAUUUCAUAUAAUAUAUAUUGUAACCAAAUUUUAAUUUGUUGUUUGUUGUGUUUUAAAAUUUUAACUAUAUUAGAUUUGAUGUGCAAACAUAAAUAAUAAUGCAAUUCUAUGUUUAUUAGACUUGUUUGAUUAUUUGCAUGAUUGGAUUUUACUACAGGUAACAAAGAAAAUGAACCUUUUAACAGUUAUUUGAUUAUUUAAAGUGUAAAUUAUAUGCUGGUUAUACAUCUAUUUGUAAAUUUGUUUAAUUAAGUUUUGUCUCAUAAAAAUUACAGUGUUCUUUUAGUAUGCCUUUUGAUGCUUCACAUGGAAGACUAAAACAAUUUUGCUAUUUUAAAUACCACAAGAGCAAACUUAAUGUAAAAUUACUAAUGUUAUCUUAUACAAUAUAAGAUAGAAUUGAUUUUUAAUUACUCAUUUAAAUACGAAGUACAUAAAUGUAUGUGACAUACAGUUUUAUUUCUAUACAAAUACAGCAUGUACAGUCUGUCCAUUCCAUUAAAAGGCAGAAAUUUAUAUAUGUCAGAUCUAUUUCAUCAAAAUUCCUGACAAGACUAAUUUGAUAAAGUCUUGUACAUGUCUCUUAAUGACCCUUAUAAAUAUGAUGUAUGGUUAAGUCGAGACUGAAAUAAUGUUAGCUUGGUGGUCAUUUAAGACUUCUUUUACUUUAAAUU
Messenger RNA from Ruditapes philippinarum (Manila clam), 8701 nucleotides. RefSeq lists its product as uncharacterized. Gene Ontology annotation, biological process: negative regulation of gene expression. Gene Ontology annotation, molecular function: transcription corepressor activity. Gene Ontology annotation, cellular component: cytoplasm; nucleus. The coding region runs from base 79 to 2286 and encodes 735 amino acids. The transcript is spliced from 6 exons. The record is from RefSeq and is a predicted model, not a curated record. Lineage: Eukaryota; Metazoa; Mollusca; Bivalvia; Venerida; Veneridae.